Columba livia (rock pigeon) is the source of this 4949-nucleotide messenger RNA. It is a transcript of the gene SLC25A38, whose product is annotated as solute carrier family 25 member 38. The record is from RefSeq and is a predicted model, not a curated record. The transcript has 7 exons. Bases 556 to 1263 code for a protein of 235 amino acids. Gene Ontology annotation, cellular component: mitochondrion; mitochondrial inner membrane. Lineage: Eukaryota; Metazoa; Chordata; Aves; Columbiformes; Columbidae. Gene Ontology annotation, molecular function: glycine transmembrane transporter activity. Gene Ontology annotation, biological process: glycine import into mitochondrion.
GGCUGCCAUGUGCCAAAGUGAGCAAACAAGUGUAACUGCUUCAUCCACGUGGCUAUUGCUGCACCCACGAUUUUCUUUCUAGGAACAGCCAAACUUAGCUGGAGCGUGACGUAUCUGUACGUUCGGCCUCCCUAAUCAGCCAGGGCACAGCAAACUGGCAGGCGAAAUUCUCAGAAAAGCAGCUUGUUGAAGCCGCUGCGUGCUCCUCGCAGCCUCAUCCUGCUUCGCUGACAAGCAGUGGCUGGCUCUGCAGGUGCAGUGAAGACACACAGUCCAAGGGCUCAUGCGGGCCUAAAAUAGAAGUGCGUCAAUUCGGCACCUGGCUCCUCCAGUGCUCUGGAAACCCAGCCCUCCUCUGGUCUGGGCUCAGGAUAUGGAAGACCAAGUGGAAACAGUAGUGAUGCAUCCAGUCCUAAAGGCCUUUGUGUGUGGCUCCAUCAGUGGGACUUGCUCCACACUCCUCUUCCAACCCCUUGACCUGCUGAAAACCCGCUUGCAAACUCUGCAGCCUGCUGGUUCCUGUCUUGUCUUCCUUUCAGGUCCAGUCAUGCUGGGAUGGUAACACUGCUCUUUAGGGUUGUCCGUACUGAGAGUCUUCUCGGGCUCUGGAAAGGUGUCUCUCCAUCCUUUGCAAGAUGUAUUCCUGGGGUUGGGAUUUACUUCAGCACUUUGUACAUGAUGAAGCAAAACUUUCUAGUGGACCGCUCACCCACAGCCCUAGAGUCUGUCUUUCUGGGUGCCACUGCACGUGCAGUUUCUGGGAUUUGCAUGUUGCCAGUGACUGUAGUGAAGACUCGAUAUGAGAGUGGAAGAUUUGGCUAUGGGAGUGUAUAUGGAGCUCUGAAGAAUAUCUAUGAGACGGAAGGGGUUCGUGGCAUGUUCAGUGGGCUCACCGCAACGCUGCUGCGGGAUGCGCCGUUCUCUGGCAUCUACCUGAUGUUCUACACACAGACCAAAAAACUCACACCUCAGGACCAGCUGGAACCUGUGGUCAUGCCCUUGCUGAAUUUUGGCUGUGGGAUCUUUGCGGGAAUCUUGGCCUCGCUGGCAACACAGCCUGCCGAUGUCAUCAAAACUCACAUGCAGCUGUCUCCUCAAAAGUACCGCAGGACAAGCCAGGCCAUUGCCUUCAUCUACAAGGACUUUGGGUUGGCUGGCUUUUUCAGAGGUGGUGUGCCCCGUGCCCUCAGGCGGACUCUGAUGGCAGCAAUGGCGUGGACGGUGUAUGAACAGAUGAUGGAAAAAAUGGGCUUGAAAUCUUGAGUGACUUGCACAAGAAAUGACCAGCUUCACUCCUCCUGCUUGCUGUGAUCAACUGGCAAUAGGAACUUCCCAGUUCCACAGAGGAAUAAGCCUUGCUCAGCCAGGAGGAAGAAAGCUCUUCUGAGACAGGGGAUUAGGCCUUUUCGCAAGUAGAGGAAAGAAGGAUCGGAUCUUUGCAUCAUUUGAUCAGUGCAUUCCAGAAAGGACCGUACUGGCAGAGUCCCACGGAAACGGCCAGGUUUCCACAACCCGUGCUCUGUGCUCACCUCAUUUAUGCAAUGAGACAUUGCUGAGCGAAAGUGUUUGAGGAGAAAACAGUGAUUGCAGAACCUGCCAGCCUGUUCCUUGCUGGUCUGGCCAAUAAGAGCCCAGUGUCUGGUGUAGAUCCACUUUCCUCGUAUGCUUUGUUCUCGCAGGGGAACAUUGCAGACCUCAGUGGGAGACUGGAUGUGUCUCUUAAUGCUUAUAACGCAGGAGUGGGCGGAAGAGAAAUGAAGUACUGAAGGAAAGCUAGGAACACAGUCGCUGUCAUCAAUUUUGUACUGUGCUUGAUAGCAGAGAAGGUAACUGGAACCUCUUUGGCGUGUCAUGUAUUAUAGUUUACUUGAGCAUCUUAACACUCUUGAAAUGUGCUUCUGCCUCUGCAGCAAUAUUUGCUCAGGGAUUAAGAAGCAUAAGGCACUUUAGAAUUGAUUGCUGCCAAAGUUUUACUUGUUCUCUGAAAAGCAUUUUUUUUUCUGCUGGUCUGACUAUGUCAGGAACACUCAAGUACUUUUUAAAUCCAGCUGUACUGGAGACUUAUUUGCUUCCUGUUAUUCAUUUGUUAAUCCCUGACCAACACCCUCAGUGUGAGCUGCUCCUUAGAUGUAGCUUUUAGGGUCAUAGCUCAUAAUGCAUAAAUUUAUAAUGGAAGCAGAUAUAGAUACUGACACUUCAGAUGCCUCUUAAAAGCUGCUGCUUGAUUGCAUGUGGAGUAUCUUUGGGUUUGGAAAGAAAAUGCUGCUGUUUUCUGUAAGCUUUCUCCAAAGUUUGAGACCUAUGAGCGUUUGGUAAGGAACUCUUUGGGCUCUAUACAGACCCUUCACAGUUUCCCAGAUGAUAAUUUUCUCUUACCAGGUAGUCCAUGUUUCAGUGUUCCUGAGUUUAGACUUAGAGAUAAAUUCACUUUUUUGAAUCCACUGUGCCUUCUUCCUCAUUCCUACUUUGUUACAAAAACCCUACAGUGUGUGUUGUCCAGAUUUGGGUACAGCUUGCUCCCCUCUUCACUUGUGCCUCUGUGCUGGCUGACUAGGUUGGGACUAUUGCAGCUCCGUUGUGGUUGCCACAAAGCUGGGCACAGAAGUGUGUGUCCUGUUCUGUAGUGUGCCUUGCAGAAAACAUAGCUUUGGCUUUUUGUUUUUCUGGUGUGGUUUGGUUUGUUUUGUUUAUUUCUUUAUUUUUGUGGUUUGUGGGUUGUUUUGUUUUGUUUUUGUUAAAUAUCUAGGGAUAUUAAAAUUCUCUUUAGAAACAGAGCAGAUGUCUCUACGUAUGAAGACAUAACACUGUAGCUGUAUGAACAACUGGUACUACCUACCUGUUGUUCUUAAAAUUUAGGGUGUAAUUUGCACAAUCACUGCCUACCUUGGCAACCUGAGCACAAAACUAAGAGGGGGUGUGUGCUGUAAAAGAUGUUCUUUACCAGAUUCCAACUGCAAGAAGGUUUGAUGACUGACAUGAAUGUUAAGUCUGAGUAAAAUGUAAGGGACAGGCUGGAGGAGUGGAAGAUGCUGCCUCUUUUUAGCCUCAGCCCAUCUGCGAGGAGAGAUUGUCCCUGCACAGUGCAGGAGUCUCCGAGAAUGGUGGUGGAGGAUCCCGUGUGCACAUGUCUGUAUCUUAAUGAUAGCACACUGCAUCAAACCAUUCGACAUUGUGACUGACAAGCUGUCAGAUUCCCUCUCCUGCUUCUUGUUGUCAGGCGUGUGGGCACAUCAUUUGCCAAAUCCUAAAUAUGAAGAACCACUCCUUCUGCUGUCCAUCCUACCCUUUGAUGUGAACUCGUGAAAGUGUGUGAAACCGCAGGAACUGCUUAUCCUGCUGUUUGUUAUAGUGAGCACUAUUGGCACAAAGAGCUGUAGAAUCGAGUCAAAGAUUGCUGACCUGGCAGAGUAAGGUGGCAGUUACGUGUUACCUCGUAUGUCUUUUAUUCACCUAUGCAUGGGAUCAAGCCAACGUAUUGUACUGGAAGCCUGAAUUUAUUUAGGGCUUUCUUAAUCUGAUGGGUGAGUUGGAUCUGUGCUGUGGCAGCCAAGGGCUGUGUAUGGAGUUGCCUGGAAGAUGUUUCAUGAAUAUUUUAGCUCCUGAUUUAGCAAUGGCAAAGCAGUGUGCAAGUUGUGCAGAGAGAAACUUAGGCUCUUAAAAAUGAGGCAAGUGAGCAAAGAAUGCCAAGUGAUAAAUCCUGAAUUAAGUAACAUCCUUAUCAGAAACUUAAAAUGCAGGAACACUUCAAUGGCUUUUAUGCCCUAUACUUCUGCCUGGUCACAUAACAAAGGAAGAACUUGAGAAUUUAUUCUGAUGUGCCAGUGUCUUUAAGUCUGCUGGGGUUUUUUGUGUGUUGUGUUGUUUUGUUUUGUUUUAAUCUGGAUUCAGGCUUAAAGCAGUGAUAGCUUUUCCUGCAUAAAAGUUCUUGCAUUCCCCUCACUUUGUGAAGAAUGAGGAGGCUCUUUGUUGUUGCAGUAGAGUGAAAAAGUAUAUGCUUUUGACUUGUGAAUUAGCCUGAGCUCUGCUGAGUUUAAAAAAUAGAGAAUCUAAACUGCACUGUGUUUCAGCAACCCUUGGUGCUGCAAAUCCAAAAACUUCUCUACAUGGGAGCUGGGGAGAGUGAGUUUUGCAGUGCAAGUUUGUUGUUUGUUUUAUUUUAUUAUUUAUUUUGUCAAGUCUUAUGUAUAUGAGGGAAGCCUAAAGUUCUGUUUCAUUGUCUUUUAAAAGCUGUAUCACAUAGGCAGACACAAGACUGUUUCUCAGCUCUGAUCUUUACCAGCCUUCACCCUUUUCCUCUCUUCAAAAGCGUUUUUUCUAAACUGAUUUAUUGAAGUUACUUCUUGAUAUCUAUAGCAAGUCAAGAAAAACAAGUGUGUAGACUUGAAGUUUAGAUAUAUUGUCCUUGAGGUUGUAUGCUUGUAAUUAAAAACAAAUGGUCACUGUACAACCUAAAUUCAAAGUAAACCAAAAGAUCCAGUCACAGGUGCUUAAUCACCUACCUGCAUUAUGCUAGCAAUUCAACAUUACCAAUCCUAUCAGAUAAUCAUAUCCAAAGCCAUCUUAGCUUGGAUUCCAGAGAAUGUGGUGUGAUCCUUUCUGCACAUGGCAGGAUCAUGGUCAGAUCCCUCUUGGAAUGACCUCUGUUGCUGGCAACACGCUAUUAGAGGCUCUGCUUGCCCAUGCAGCUGUGGUGUCAGACCACAACUGGUUCACAUGUUGAGGCGCUCAGUGAAGUGUAAGGACACAAGAGCAAUAGUCUGAUUGUUUAUGUUUUAGAAACUUAGCAUUUCCCUUCUUCUUGUGCCAAUGAUUUCUUUUUUCUUGCACUGUUUAAAGAGAACUGGAGCUUUAGGACAUUGCAUUGGUGCGAGUAUUUCUGUGUCUAUAUAAAAUAUUUAUGUGAGAAAGUGUAUUAUAUGUUUUUAUUAAAAACUGGUUGCCAUCAUGAA